ACGAAUCAGAUCCGACCAAUCACUAGGCUCCGGAAUUGACAUUACUUCCGGUCUGCGUUCCCAUGCUUGUUUGGUGGUUCAGCACGUUUUCUAGUGAGCUCUUUACGUUUUAUUUAACAAGAGAACCAUAUGUUAGACAUUGGAUCAGACAUAUUUCAGUAAACCAAGACCAUGGCCAAAAAGAAAACAGGACAUUCAGAAUCAAAUCCGCCGAAAAGGAAAAAGUUGUCUUCAGAUACUUAUGUGGUUCAUACAGACAAUAUGACGAACACUGAAGUGAAAAAGAAAAAGAAGAAAAUAGAGGAUGCUUCUGUGCAGAUUCCUGAUGUAGAAUUCACAGAAAAUGAUCCCAAACCACAAAAGAACAAGAAAAACAAAAAGAAAGGUGUGAAAGAGGUACCACAGCCAAUGGACACACAGAACUCAGUUCUGCCCGGGCGCCCAGCGGACACACGUGACUUAAAGGCACAAGAGGGGGAGGAGGAUCUGACACCUGAGGAAAGGAGGGUUCUGGAGAGGAAGAUGAAGAAGAUCCUGAAAAAGGAGGAGAAGAAGAGACUGAAAGCUGAGGGAGAGACGUUGGAACGGACAGAAGUUGCUGGACCAACUGCAUCCCAGCAGGCUUUGGAUUAUCUACAGUGCUGGUCUGAGCAGCGAGCGCAGUGGAAGUUCCAGAAGACGAGGCAGACGUGGUUACUACAGCACAUGUUCGACCCUGAGAAGAUUCCAGAUAAAAAGUUCUCAGUGUUGUUAUCGUACCUGGAGGGUCUACGUGGAGCAGCGAAGGACACUUCAGUGCAGAAGGCUUUAGCAGUGGUUGAGGAGUCAGGAGAAGCCCCGGAUGACGCGCUCUUCCAGCAGAGGGCGCACAGAGCCAAAGAAGUCAUCCAGUUGCUGUCAUGACUCUGACUUCAUUGUUACAGCAGAAUCACAUUUACAGACGGACUGAUUUCAAAUCUGUGGUAUUAAAAAAAAACGGCUCUCCUUUUAUGUUCAACGCUUUUGGCGGUUUUCUCCACAGAAGUUUUUUUAUUCAUUUUUUUGAAUGAAUUCUUCUUCUUUUAUAUUCAUGUUAUGUACAUAAUGUCUUAAAAACCAGAAUUUAUUCUGACCACAUCUGUACUUAACAAAUUUAAAGAGUGAUUUUCAGAUAACACAGACAUAGUGACGAUGGAGUUCAGUCCCAGGAAUGUCUGCAGUCUGGACACGUUUGAACGUGUGAAAGCCUGUCGUCAGUGAGGACACCAGGGUCGGUUUUGUUUGGAUAAAUAUUCCAGUUUCAUGUUUAUUGCAAAAUAAAUGUAAAUAAUGGAUUUUACACAUACAUCCACAAUUCAGUUCAUCUAAACAGCAAUUCAUAAAUUGACCUGUGUAGGAAUUUAUACAUAAACUUGUCUCCAUCAUA
Molecule: messenger RNA, 1405 nt
Organism: Cynoglossus semilaevis (tongue sole)
Lineage: Eukaryota; Metazoa; Chordata; Actinopteri; Pleuronectiformes; Cynoglossidae
Gene: chlsn
Product: cholesin
Exons: 6
Coding region: 172-903 (243 amino acids)
Source: RefSeq, a predicted model, not a curated record